Molecule: messenger RNA, 937 nt
Organism: Aethina tumida (small hive beetle)
Lineage: Eukaryota; Metazoa; Arthropoda; Insecta; Coleoptera; Nitidulidae
Gene: RpLP0-like
Product: mRNA turnover protein 4 homolog
Exons: 4
Coding region: 133-834 (233 amino acids)
Biological process (GO): rRNA processing; ribosomal large subunit assembly; ribosomal large subunit biogenesis
Cellular component (GO): preribosome, large subunit precursor; nucleolus
Molecular function (GO): RNA binding
Source: RefSeq, a predicted model, not a curated record
AAGUAAAGUAUUCAAUGCACGUGUUUAUGUUGUCCUUUUUUUGAGGUUAUUCCCGAUGUGUGCACCGCAUUAAAAUAUAACGAAUAGUUUUAAAUUUUCUUGUACAGAGUUAUAUAAAUUAGUUAAAACAAAAUGCCAAAAUCAAAGAGGGAUAAAAAGAUUUCCUUGACAAAAACAGAUAAAAAGGGACUAGCAUUAAAACAGAAGAUUGUUGAAGAUGUCAGAAAUUGUGUGGAGAAAUAUAAAAGCGUUUAUAUGUUCACCUACAAAAAUAUGAGAAAUGAAAAGAUGCAAGAAAUUAGAGAACAUUGGAAACCGAGCAGAUUUUUCUUUGGUAAAAUUAAAAUUUUACAGAUUGGAUUAGGCAGAAAGGAAGAGGAUGAAGUUGAAGAAGGUUUACAUAAGUUGUCAAAUUGUUUGAAAGGACAAUGUGCAUUGUUUUUCACAGACCGUAAAGAAAAGGAAGUAGUAAAAUGGUUUAAUGACUUCUCUUUUAAUGGUUUUGCUAGGUCAGGUUUUAAAGUUUCUGAAAGUAUCACACUUCCUGAAGGUCCACUUGAACAGUUUCCACAUUCAAUAGAGCCAUAUUUAAGACAGUUGGGAUUGCCCACUAAAUUAGAUAGAGGAAUUGUAACUUUAAUAAAGGACUAUGAAGUAUGUAAGGAAAACAGUGUAUUGACACCAGAACAGGCUAAGAUCCUGGAAUUGUUGGGAUACCGUUUAGCAGACUUCACCUUAGAUUUAGUAGCUGGUUGGAGCAAAGAUAAAGGUUUUAAGAGAUAUAAAGAGGAAGAAACACACAUACAACAAGAUGAAAAUAUGGAAGAUGAAUAACCAAUAAAUUAUUAACUAAAAAACCAUUUGAAUUAAUUAUUUUUUACAUGUUAUAUCAUCCCCUGAUAAAUUCUUGUAAAUUAGAAAUCAUAUAAAAUAUUGU